Molecule: messenger RNA, 1265 nt
Organism: Penaeus indicus
Lineage: Eukaryota; Metazoa; Arthropoda; Malacostraca; Decapoda; Penaeidae
Product: leucine-rich repeat-containing G-protein coupled receptor 4-like
Exons: 7
Coding region: 20-1237 (405 amino acids)
Cellular component (GO): extracellular matrix
Molecular function (GO): protein binding
Source: RefSeq, a predicted model, not a curated record
GGUGAGGACGCUCGGGAAAAUGCUUGCUCUCCUGCUGGUGCUUCUCCCCUGCUCCUCCUUGGCCUUCGAGGAGGAGGUAUGGAGUCCCGAGGCCGUGCUGGCUCGAAGUGGGAGGACGCUGGAGGAGCUGUAUCCGGAUCUGAGGGUCAGUCCCCCCUGUGCUGAAGCCAAAGAAAUUUUCCCGUGUACGUGUUAUAACUACUCGACGGGCCGUACGUACGUCACCUGCGAUGGGAUGCUUGACGAGAGCGUGCCAUACCGAGCCUUGCAUGUCGAUGGGUAUGGCAUGAGUCCGCUGGCAUCGUUUGGCAUGUCUGAUGGCACCAUAUCGACCAUUUCAGCUGGAAUGUUUAGCAUGCAUUCCUUUGAACAACUGUGGUUCAUGAACAACCGCUUGGAAUACAUAGAACCUGGAACCUUAGAACCACUUCGCUACGACCUUCGGGCUCUCUACCUGAACGACAACCUCCUCACACAGCUGAUGCUGGAUCAGGUCCUGGGCUUCCCGAGACUCCUGGAAUUCCACGUCCCCAACAACCUGAUCGACGACCUCUCAGCCAUGGCGGAGUUCACGGAGUCGACGCCGAGCUUGAAUACGAUCGACUUCGCGGGAAAUCGACUGACUUCCGUGCCCCAGUUUGCCUUCAGGGCGUUUCCCGAUGUGCUGAUUGUGGUGCUGUCGAAUAAUAAUAUAAGCUACAUCCACCCCGACGCCUUCUACAACAUGAAGUCCCUCGAGUACCUGUACCUCGACGGCAACAACUUGAACCAGCUGGGGUCGCCUGAGGUCGGGAGGAUCGUCUUCGAUCAUCCCAUCUUCUCCCUCCGCCUCGAGAGUAAUAACAUCGAGAGCUUACUUCCGGGCUUCGUCGAGGGCCUGGCGGACCGCUCUGGCAUCGCCCUGGACAGCAACCCCAUGAGGCACUUUCCCGAGGACGUCUUUGGGGACCUCCUCAGGAACUUCUCCAUCUCGGACAACCCGGUGUCUGGCAAGGGCAUCUCCUUCUACUACAACUGGAUCGACUGCGACUGCGACUUCCUAUGGGUGGCCAUCGACGGCUGGCUCAACGCCCACCUGAACGGCGGCCACUGUGGUCACAAGGACGAGUUCCCGUGGGUCAGCAUCGACGACGUGGACGGCCAGGCCCUUCAGGAGCAGUGCCUCGUCACCACCACCGCGGAGCCCACCAACCCCCGCCGCGGGAAGGGGGGGAGGGGGAGGGGCGGGCGGCCAUGAGAGCGAAGGAAUAAACGAGAGGAUUUUC